Molecule: messenger RNA, 1289 nt
Organism: Quercus robur (English oak)
Lineage: Eukaryota; Viridiplantae; Streptophyta; Magnoliopsida; Fagales; Fagaceae
Exons: 4
Coding region: 200-862 (220 amino acids)
Source: RefSeq, a predicted model, not a curated record
AAAAAAAGAAAAAAAAAAAACUGUACAGCGAAUCGAAGCCGCCAUGGACCUUUUGAGUGGGCCAAAUAUUGCAGUCCAAUCUGGCAUACACACGUUUUGAUUCCAUUCUUCAUUCUCUGCGUACGCGAACAGCCUAUUCAAAAUCAGACAUCCAUCACAUCCGACCAAAAUCUCUGCCUUUCUCAGCCGGCAACCUCAGAUGGCCGAAUCCAAACCAGACCAAACAACACAUUUUCUGUCAGAUGAAGUGAAAGCACCCAAUUUGUUUGAAAGAGCAAAGGAAGAGAUUGAAGCAAUUCUUCAUUCUGAGAAAUCACCUCAGCAUCACGAGGAAACUCAUGGCAAGCGAAAUGAUAUUGAUGAAAACACUCCUUUAGAUGCUGUUAGAGCUCCAAAUGUGUUUGAGCGAGCAAAGGAGGAGCUCGAGGCUCUCGUUCAAACAAUCCAUCCCAGGAAAGAGUCUCCAACCCAUGAAAGACGGGAAGAAACCACAAAGACAGAAUCCAAGCAGGAUGAAGCAGAUUCUCAGUCAGAGAACAACAUUCAGGGGCCCAAUUUUAUUGAGAAAGCUAAGGAAAAGAUUGAAGCAACUACACCCCAUCAUAAGUCAUCACACUAUCAUCAUAAGGAAACUCAUGGAACAAGUGAUGAUAUUGAUGAAAAAACCCCAAUAUAUGAUGUGAAAGGACCAAAUGUUUUUCAUAGGGCAAAAGAAGAAAUCGAAGCCGUUAUUGAAACAAUUCAUCCUAAGAAAGAUCAUGCAAGUUCUGUUUCUUCACCAAAGAAAGAAGGUGGAUUCAGUUUUUAUAUUGGAAGAAUGUUGGAAAAAGUGUGCUCUCCGCAGGGUAGUAAGAGAGAUUAAUUAGUUGUAAAUUGUGGUAAAGUUCUGAUUUUUCUUACUCUUUUUUUUUUUUUGGGUUCAAAAUCCAAAUACAACCACAUUAUAGACAUGAUCAUUUGUUUAUAGGCCGUUUCACCACCCAUUCCCUCAUUCAAAUACUUGAAAAUUCAAUGCCUUUCUGUUGCAGAGAUUGUUUUGUUCUAGGAACGUAUCUGCUGAAAUUUUCUGGAUUUUUUUUGUCAAUUUUUGUUUAAGUAUUCAGAUUGAUUUGUUUAUAGCAAAGAGUGUCAAGUUGGGACGGAUUGUGACUAUAUAUAUGGGCAACCUAUUUUGGUUUGUUUUUCUGGUUGGACAAUGUACACAAUGCUACUAUAUGUAACAUAAGAUGCAAAAGAUUGUUGUAAUGAAUUCAUCUUUCUUAUCAACACACAACAGGUCAUUUCUUGCA